AUGCCUCAUAUCACAAACGCUGGCCGUGGUCCCCUGCAGGUCCCUGGAUUUGGGGGCAUCCCCCUGAACUUUGAGCUAUCACCGGAGACCCGCUUUGCGCACGGGCUGCUGGAGUAUCGCCAUUCGCCUCGCUUAACCAAGCGCGAGAUUGCUAUGCUACGACUGAUGCAACAUAUCACCGAGACGCCAGGGUGGCAUCGCGCAAUCCUGGACCCGGAUGAGAAUCAACUCGCGCGGUGGCAUCGGGACGCAGUUGAAGGUCCCGAGGGCUUUCUUAUCACUGCGCUCGCAUGGGGCUGGUGCAUCUCCGAAUUACGCGAUAAAGCGAGGACCUGGCAGGCUACAGGCCGUCUUCUGGUUUUUGACAGCUCCUCGGCUGUUUGUCAAUCGAACGAGUUAGGCGUGUCUCUUGAAGACAUCCAAAAGCAAGUGACUCAACUGGGGCCGCAGAUAAACAAUUACUCGCCGCUGGUGGAUCCUUUUCUAUAUCCCCUUGCCUAUGCUCGGUCACCGGUAUUAUCGAGUGGCGGAGAAGUCCCCCUGCAUGAUUUAUGGUGCUCAACUGGGGAAGUCGACAAAGGGCUCCCCUUACAUCCAUUCAAUCAACUACAAUUUCCAUUCGACCACUUAAGACGACGGAUUCCUCUGGAUCGCCAGCCUGGAUACGGUGGUCCCGAGAGCUGCUAUUCAAAUCACUUCCAGUGGCUACCCUUUGAGGUGACCUUUUCGUCUAACGACCCACUGGAUGUUAGUAUUACUUCCUAUGUCAACAAUCUCCAUCCACAGAAUCAUCGGAAUCUCUAUGCGCAUCUCGAAGACCUAGUCGCCCGCUCAGUAUCUUCCUGGAAUGAGGUCCUAUUCUAUGGCAACUCACGUGGCCGCCACCCCCCACGCAUUCUCACAUAUGGUUGCCAUAUCCACAACUACAUGGAAGAACGAAAGAUUUUUCGCGACAUUGUGCCUCUACUUAAUUGGAGGGGUAUCUGUGACACCCACGAAGAUUGGCAAAAACUAUGUGACAAUGCCCGCGAGUACAUCUCUGGCCCUGAGCCCCCAAAAUGGCAGCAAGCAGAACCUCGGUCAGGACGCUCGCCCAACCUACUGGACGAGCUCACACCUGAGCAAUGGGAAAAUCCAAGACUCGUGAGUCAGCUUACAAGGUCUAAGCGAGCUCGGAGAGCCUGGUUCAACCAUCCCGAGCCAGGUGUUUCAUUCUCCUACGAACAAUGGAAGGAAGGCAAAUUUACUGGGCGUGCAAUAAUCCCACAGAGGGUGGGUAAGUUCCCAGACCCACUACAUCAUCAAUAUACCCCCGUACGUCUACAGGAUACUUUUCGAGAACAAGGUCUACAGGUAGUUGUUGAAAUCUUCAACAUUGAACUCACCCCAGAGAGUCCGACCUAUUCCGGUGAAGCGCAUUUCCAUAUCGAAGGACUACGCAACGACCGUAUUGCAGCUACGAGUUUAUUUGUUGUGGAAACAAAGAACAUCACUGAGCCUCGUAUCUCAUUCCAGCAUGAGGAUAAAGUGCAUGCGUCUGAGCUGGAAUGCAAAGUUCCAAACACGUUAGCGAAUGUUCUAGAUAUAGACAGUUUCAAGCUGUUCGAAGAGCAAGCACCCGAGGCGCUGCAUACAUUCGGUUCUGUCCCGCUAACGAAAGGUCAUCUGCUAAGCUGGCCUAACACUUUUCGGUCGAAGCAAGAGUCGUUUCGUUUGGCGGAUCCGAGCCAGCCGGGGAAUCUGACUGGUAUCAAGCUUCGUCUUGUCGACCCACACUAUCGAAUCUGCUCCACGCGAAAUGUGCCGCCGCAGCAGCACGACUGGUGGGCAACUUCAGCACAACAAGCGGCGCAUCUGGACAGACGCCUCCCAGCGGAAUUGGUGCAGCUGGUGAUGAAUCAGACAGAACAGUGGCCAGUAUCAAGGGCGAAGGCGGAGCGUCUGUGUCAAGAGCUUCACCUUGAUCAUGAGCGUGUACGUAUGGUCAUUGAUGAGUGCGUAGGCCACCAUAUUGUGGGUUGCAUUCCCUUUGAUGAUCCCCAGGAUGUGAGGGUUGCUUCCGGACUCGGAUAUGAGUCUCCUUAA
This is a messenger RNA of Penicillium canariense, 2085 nucleotides long. RefSeq names its product DUF4246 domain-containing protein. Bases 1 to 2085 code for a protein of 694 amino acids. The record is from RefSeq and is a predicted model, not a curated record. NCBI's taxonomy places the organism in Eukaryota, Fungi, Ascomycota, Eurotiomycetes, Eurotiales, Aspergillaceae. The transcript has a single exon.